Messenger RNA from Durotheca rogersii, 2213 nucleotides. Its product is annotated as alpha/beta-hydrolase. Bases 119 to 1720 code for a protein of 533 amino acids. Lineage: Eukaryota; Fungi; Ascomycota; Sordariomycetes; Xylariales; Xylariaceae. Gene Ontology annotation, molecular function: epoxide hydrolase activity. The record is from RefSeq and is a predicted model, not a curated record. The transcript has 3 exons. Gene Ontology annotation, biological process: epoxide metabolic process.
CUUCUCUCUCGGAGUCGUCCGCAGUUUGGGUCUCACACUCUCGCCACUUUCUCUCCUCGGGUCUCCGUUACGUCACUCAGUGUGACUCGGCCGAACUGACGGUAACCCGCACCACACCAUGGCUGCGGUGGUAGAGGAGGCUGUUACCGCUGGCGGUGCUGACGAGGUCAAGCCAUACAAGAUCCAUGUCUCGUCAAAAUAUUUGGAUCUCACUAGACAGAAGCUAGAGGUUACCAGACUGCCUCACGAGCUCGCCGACCCCAAGUCCAAGGAUUGGUGGGAGCCCAAGUCUCAGAUAGAGCCACUCAUCGACUAUUGGCUCGAGCAGUAUUCGUGGCGGACACAGGAGGAGCUACUAAACACGGAGUUGCCUCAAUUUCGCACCGGGCUUUCAAUACCCUCUGCCAAGGCAGCGGUGAGAAUUCACUUCAUCCACGUUCAUUCCUCACAUGCAAACGCGAUACCCCUUCUCUUGAUACCCCCUUUCCCCUUCUCGAAUCUUUCCCUCGCACACCUGAUUAAGCUCUUCAUAACCCCCGAGGACGACAAGAAUGAUCAGUCUUUCCACCUGGUCAUACCCUCUCUGCCGGGCCUGGGGUUCAGUGACGCCUUGCCGAACAACACUCCCGUAAUCUCGGCCACGGCAGAGCUCCUAAACGCAUUGAUGAGCCGGCUUUCGUAUCCGCAUUACCUGGCGACGAACACGGGCGCGGGCACGGCCUCCCCUGCAGAAAUCGACUUCAAGCUUGCUGAUUAUCUCGUUACUUGCUAUCCGGACUCCUGCUUAGGUGCUCACUUCCUCUCCCCCCCGCUGACACGACCUCGCAUGCAAGAAGCACCUAUAGAGUGGGCCAGGUGGCGCGUCGCGAAAUUAUUUCGCAGCCCCAUGCUGGGUUACCACGAGGAGGACUUUUUGGCUCUCAGGCGGACCGGGUACGUCCGUCGGCCAAAGGCGAAGAAGUCGCCAACACCUGCCCAAUUUGGACUGAAUAACCUGAGCGUGUGGGAGCCCAAUACUCUGGCUUAUGCCUUGUGCGACUCCCCGACUGGCUUGUUAGUGUUUGUUUUGAAGGGCCUCCGUCUGCUCAGUCCCCAAAAGGAUUUCACGCCAACUGAGAUUAUCAACUUCGCCCAACUAGCUUGGCUGCCCGGCCCGGAAGCAGCUAUGAGAUUCUGGGCACACUGCAUAUCCCAUCCGGAGAAGGUGGAGAGGAAGGCUGCUAGGAAACCAAAAAUCGGGGUCACAGUAUUCCUCGGAGAGAAGCCGAACACGGAAGCGAAGGGAGGCGGGCCAGAACAGGAGGGGGCAGAGGAUUGCUAUACCUGUCCUAGCUGGGCCAACGUAGGUUAUAAUGUGGUCUACACUCGCCGAGCUACCGGCCGAUCCGGGCUCUUGGCCUGGGAACAACCCGAAACUAUCGUUGCGGGUAUCCGUGGUGUCGCUGCAGCGGUUUUAAAAUCGGACACCCGACUCCGGCCCGCGAGAACCCCGGCCGUGGCGCUUCUCGAACAAGUACCAGCGCACACCGGCGUGGCCGGGGGUCAGGCACCGUCUGUCCCAAGGACAAGCCCCGCUUCGAGUCGUCCAGCACCUGAGCGUCCGGAAGAACAUAAUCAACCGCACCGAAAGAUCAACGACGAGGCGGCCGUGGGGAGCAGUGAGAAAGCCACCGACAAGGAACUAUCGACAUCUGCGACACCCAGUCCCGCACACGGAUGAACAGGUGCAACCGCGUGGGUAAACGAGUGACGGUAGUGCGACCGGAUGGCGAGAAGCAUAGCCGAUCCGGGUUACGAUAGAAUUGGGCGCGUCUGGAGUUUCGGCGUCUAUCGGACGCAUGAGGGAGAAGGGAGGUAGCUGGAAACAUAUACCCGUUUGCUGCGACUGCGUUAUAUUGAUGACACCUCGACAACGACAGCUGGCGGGUAUCUCGAAAGAAGCAUGGCAUGGCGCUGAUAUGGCGGACGUAGGUAGCUAGAGGAAUUUAGCUCUAGAACUGCGAAUACCUACCUUGUUCCUAAUACGUCGAUCCAAAUUCCCUUCCUGUCGCAAAUCUCGAAGGCGUUAUUUCUGCGCAGGGCUGCAUACACACGUACAUACAUACCUACAUAUUAUACUGCCGCCUACAUCCGCUACCUCAUAUCGUCGUAGGUCGGUAGCUGGAGAGGACGAGAAGAGAGGGUGACCGGGAAAUGGCGUACAUACCUGCCUG